AUGAAAAGCACAGUCGGAUGGAGUAUUGGCAAUGUAUUACUGGACUUUACUGGUGGUGUUCUGAGCAUUCUACAAAUUUUCGUUGUAGCCUAUAACGAUGAUGACUGGAGCAGUGUGGCUGGAGCAACAGGUAAAUUGGGAUUGGGUCUAUGCACCAUUGGAUUUGAUGUGCUCUUCAUGGUGCAACAUUUUAUUCUGUACCGGUCAACCUCUCCGGAACCGACUUCAUAUCGAUUUGUUCGGCAAAGAAACAAGGAUGACAUUGUGUACACCAGUUUGUUAGGUACGCCAGAAUGCAGUAACAAUGACACCGAAAAGGAAACAGUACCGUGA
Echinostoma caproni is the source of this 333-nucleotide messenger RNA. The record is from the annotation of a GenBank genome assembly. NCBI's taxonomy places the organism in Eukaryota, Metazoa, Platyhelminthes, Trematoda, Plagiorchiida, Echinostomatidae.